GAUUUGCCCAGUCGAGCUCCUUCAUGCGCAAUGAAGAAAGCGAAUGACACGAUGUUGCAGGCACGCCCAAGCGAGCCUGCCGCCAUCGUCCCCUCUGUCGCCGCAGCAAACUCCUCUGUGUCAUCCAAUCCUUCCAUCGCUGACACGACUGCAGAUGUCUCCGGACUUCCAUCGUUGACAAGUUCCUUCACGGACAAGAACACUUCAGCAUCACUGCAAGCUCCUGGCAUGAGCACAGCGCAUCUUUCGGCUUCACGCGAAGCACCAUCUAGUUCUGUGAAGAAUGCAUAUGCCGAAACGGAACCGACGGACACAUCCAAACCAGCCGUGACGACUUCUAAACCCAACGAGAACCCUCCACCUUCGUCAACUAGCUCGAUAGGCGGCUACGGCAUGCAGCCACGACUGCACGUUCCGAGUUCGAUGGCCACCGUCUCGGCCGCAAUCCGGGACUAUGUCGCUGAGAUCGAGCCGGAAUCGAUUGCCGAGGACUUGUCCCUCCACCGUCGCAUUCAUCAUGCCGUCGCCCAUCCUUCGUUGGACUCGCAUGUCCUGCUCUUGCCUUCCACGUCCCUUUCUACGGUCAAUUCGCUCCUCGACGAUGCCUUCAAGCAUUUGACUGCACUCACUCCCGCCGAAGACAUUACGCUCAAGGACAAGUACCACGACAUUUGGGCCGAUAUUGAAGCUGACCGUGCCAAACACCAUCGGGACUUGCUCACGAGGCACAUGCACGCGUGGGCGGCAACGGCAAAAGGUCGCCACGCAGCUGGGCGGCUCGGCCAGCACGGCCACCAGCGCCGAGUCGUGAGAUGUUUUCACGCGUGGCGCCGGCGAAGUGCGCAGCGUCGUCGUGCUGCCGUCAAGUGUUCAUUGGCCAUGCGAGCCUUUCAAGCCCGCGCGUUUCACGCGUGGAUAGCAUUGCAUAUCAGAUUGAAACUUGUGAUCCGCAAGCACGGGGACGCUCGCCAGCGGCGCUUCAAAUGCAUUUUCAUGGCAUGGCGGACCCACGUAUCGCGCCGACGUGCUGUGCAAAGGAUGGCCGACAGACAAAACAGGACGACCAUCGAGGCGUGGUUUCACGAGUGGAAGGCUGCCGCGGCCGUCCGAGGCCAGCAGCGCAGAUCUAUUCAUCGCCUCGGUCGGACGAUGGCCAGCGCCCAAGUCGCACACUGCUUUUUUCAGUGGACAAAACAGGUGACUCUGAUGCAGGUGGCUGACGCGCUUCGGACUCGCCGCGACCAACGGACCCAGGACGUCCAGCGGACUGUGUUGCAGCGGUGGCGGCGACGAGCCAGGCUUGUUGUUGUCGCUGGCCACCGAUUUGAUACAUGCCAGCGUCGGCAACUCGCCGAGUGCUUCCGUGACUGGAAGGACCGAUGGCACCAGUACCGCACAAUCAAGCCAGCUACAUGGACAUGCGAGACGGUCGGAUUGUGGUUGGGGGCGGUGUUUCAGCUUCCUCUGGACGCCGCUCGUGCAUGCCAAGUCUCCGGGCACGAACUCAUGUCGCUACCGUCUCGACUCGCACAGUCUCCGCUGCAUGCGCGGGAUCCUGUCCUCGAACGCCUGCUCCCGACCCUUCCGCUCUUCUUUUGUUCGGCAGACCACUGCCUGCAGCUCGUCGACGCCAUUGCGUCGCUAUCGAAAACAAACGCGACGCGGGUGUCCAAGGAUAUUCAAAUGCAGCACCGACUAGCCAAGCUCGAACGUGUGACGGAUUUUCUUAGCCUGCGCCACUGGUGCGCCCAAGACCGGGAGCUGAUCGCGUACGUCCGGCAGCUCGAUGCCCUCGGCAUGCACUCGUUCCUUCAGUUGGACGGCGAGGACUUGGUGGCGGCUCUCAAGUGUCAUCGUCCAGAACACGUGUCGCUGCUCGUGGCGGGGCAACAGCGGCUUCGAUCUAUCCAGGCCACGCACCCCAAGUUAGUGACGUCGCCAGGCGACCCGAUCGACGACAGUGCCUCGUUUAGCUUGGCGUCGUGGCUGGAUUCGAUGCACCUGAGCCAGUAUGAGCCAGCGUUUCGCCGGCACGACAUUACUUCCGUCGCUCAGCUGAGCCGCCUCACCCACGACAUCCUCCGACACACUCUCCGCAUCCAAUCGAAACUCCACCGCGACCGAAUCCUCGAGUUUGCCGCCGACGUCGCCGCCAGCCAUAACCAGCACCAUCGCGUUCGCCAAGCGCCCGCCUUUCGGCUGAAGCUUGCGCUAUCCCAUGUCGACCAGCCGCCACCACGAUCGAACCAUUCGCACACCGGCACGGCCUCUCCGAAAAUGGCCAUGACCUCCGCAAGCCUUGCAAAGCAAGUGCGGACACUGUUUUUCUCCAUCUGCCGAUGGUUGGAAGGCCAGAGCCCACCACACCACGCCACUUUAGAUCGUCUGUACGCAGCAAUGCAAGCCGCGUCGCAUGGCCAUAUCACCAAAGCGAGCUUCGCGCAUGGCCUCCGCGCGCUCAAUGCUGGGUUCACCAGCGCCCAUGUCCACGCAAUGUGGGAGACCAUACCGAAAGCCAAGACAGACGGCCGCGUCGGCUACGAAGCGUUCGUUCGCUUCUUCAUCGGUAUCUUUGAGCAGCGCCGCGCAAUGCUGCAGCUGGCCAUUCAAUCGCUGGGCGGAGGGCGUCGGGAAGGGCAUCAUGGAGAAUCAAGUCAGGACGGUGGGCAAUUGUCGCAGCUUCUCCACGCGCUAGCUCGUAGCGAUGAUAUCUUGGCCCGCGCAGGGGUCAUCGUUGCUUCAUGAGCGGCAUGACGUGUGAGAAGGCAGCAUAACAGAAAUGGCAUCAAACAGACUCGUGGAAGUCGAUGGAAGGGUUG
Molecule: messenger RNA, 2819 nt
Organism: Aphanomyces invadans
Lineage: Eukaryota; Oomycota; Saprolegniomycetes; Saprolegniales; Verrucalvaceae
Exons: 5
Coding region: 31-2745 (904 amino acids)
Molecular function (GO): protein binding
Source: RefSeq, a predicted model, not a curated record